This is a messenger RNA of Sungouiella intermedia, 1101 nucleotides long. NCBI's taxonomy places the organism in Eukaryota, Fungi, Ascomycota, Pichiomycetes, Serinales, Metschnikowiaceae. The record is from the annotation of a GenBank genome assembly.
AUGACCGGUGCUCGGUCUUCUACGGCCAAUAUAAGGUCUGCGUCACCUCUUGGCGUCGCCUCGCUGCCAUCCGUGCCUUGGAUCCAUGUGCUAGUUGCCAACUGGCUCAUCACUGACCCAAGCUACAUUGUUUCGUCCAAGAAGCUCCACAAUUACCAGGUCCAGAACGAUGGGCAUAGCCAUACAGUGUUCUUCCUCGGUGGAAGACUUCGCUUUGUCAAACUGCCUCCAAUUAGCGUUGGUGUAAUUAUGGUCAUCGUGGCCAGUGGAGUGCUUUUCUGGAUCUUCGAAGCCAGCUGGCUCUGGCAUCAUAUCAACGCAUCGCCCGUCAUUAUCUACACAUAUUUGUGGCUUCUUUCAUUUCUGUUUUUCGUCAAGGCAGCAUGUAGCGACCCGGGAAUCGUACCCCGUAACUUGCAUCUACCCUACAAUAUGGACCAAAUGGGCACCUACAAGCCUCCAGACGAAUAUUUCAAUGUGGUGUCGCUCCCAUAUACUUCGAAUACCACUUUCGGCGUAUCGGUGAAAUACUGUCCCACUUGUCACAUAUGGCGACUUCCUCGCAUGAGUCAUUGUGGUAUUUGUAAUGUAUGUGUAAGCAAUCAUGACCAUCAUUGCAAAUUUCUCAGCAAUUGCGUGGGGCUGCGCAACUACCGCCAUUUCUUGUGGUUCUUGCUUGUUUCUGUGUUGGCGUGCGUAUGUCAGGCCGUACUUUGCUUCGUUCAUCUUUUCCACUAUAGAACGCAUUACUCUAGCCUCUCUACGUUCUCCCAGUCGGCAUCACGUUAUCCUGUUGCGCUUCUACUAGCGAUUAUAGCCAUACUUGGCUUUGUCUACCCGUUUCUACUCCUCGGUUUACAUGUCUACUUGACUGCCUACAACUGUACUACCCGAGAGUACCUUAACUAUGUGCGUCCAGCAAGCCAUGGAGCUUCGCCCUACGUCAAUGUUUUCGACACGAAAUCAAUCUGGCGAAACCUUUGGCUUAACUGGAUUGCUACACCUCAGGGACUUUCGUUGGUUAAUCCAAAACAACAAUAUGUGGAAGGAGACAUCACUCUUGAGCCUGUACCUCCUCUAGCAGGGUUUACCCAUGCGUAA